Messenger RNA from Salvelinus namaycush (lake trout), 1270 nucleotides. Its product is annotated as pentatricopeptide repeat-containing protein 2, mitochondrial-like. The record is from RefSeq and is a predicted model, not a curated record. NCBI's taxonomy places the organism in Eukaryota, Metazoa, Chordata, Actinopteri, Salmoniformes, Salmonidae. Gene Ontology annotation, cellular component: mitochondrion. Gene Ontology annotation, biological process: multicellular organism development; mitochondrion organization; regulation of mRNA processing. Bases 335 to 982 code for a protein of 215 amino acids. The transcript has 9 exons. Gene Ontology annotation, molecular function: RNA binding.
GAUCGUGAGAGGAUAUGCAGAGAAGAAUGGGAGAAACUCCCCAAAUACAGGUCAUUAUUUGGAGGUAUUCAAUCGGAAGCUAAAGAAGAACGAGCUAAUUUUGAAGGAUGAGCUGAAACUGCUUCUACACCUAUGCCAAUCUACAGCCAGAGGUGCCAUCUACAGGUACCACGAAGAUAACAGUAAUGUAGCAUUUGGAGAGUUUAAGUUUGGUCCCCUGUUCAUGAGGCUGUGCUAUGAGCUGGGGCUGGAGGAAAUGGCUGCUGCUACUCUGACAGACAAGGACAUGAGAGGAUUCUUUUCGGACUAAACUUCCUUCAAUAUUGCCAUAGACAUGUUGUUUAUGAAAGGAUUAUAUGAGAGUUCUCUGGAUGUACUAAGAGACAUGAAGAACCAAGGUAUGCCAUUCAACAAGGACACAUUCACACUAGCAACUGGUACCUGCUAUAAACUGAAUACCCCAGAGUCCUAUAGAAUCUGUACUGCCCUGAUAGAGGAGGAACAGACCAAAGGACACAUUAUGCCCAGACAUGCCUACUGCUUCACUGUGGCUCUACCACUUAGACAGAAUGAUGUUGAAAAAGCACAAUCCAUGUUCUGUCAGAUUAUGAGCACUGACAGCAGAAUAUGUCAAUAUCUCAAAGUGCUGAUACUGGCUAUGGCAGGAGCUGUGAAAGAAUCACUCUCUGUCUUGACCUUAGCUUUGGGAUCCAGCAGCCCUGCAUUUAUAAAGAAGCCUGAAUUCGCACAGGAAGUGGUGGACCUGGUGCGUCUUCGGAGCGAGGACAGUCCUCUGAUGGCGAGAGUGGAGCAGGCAGUGUCCCACCUCCAGCAGGCAGGUCAGGUGAAUCAACGAAACGUGGACGAGAUGUUGUGUCAUACCCCCAUGGGGAAGAAGAGGAUGCCCAUGGGGAUAAUGGACGAGAGACGGAUCAGCCGGAGGACUCUGAGGCCUCUGCAGUCCACUCUGUUGUCAGAGUGAAUGGGACUAGGUGUAUCUCUCAGCGUGUUUGAGGGGAUCAAGGUGAGGCGCAGAAUUGUGAAUCUUGAUCAGGUACUGAGUAGGUUUUUGGGAGGGGAUUUGCAGAUCAGUGAUUCUGCGCAGUCCAAGUGCAAUGUAGUCGAUUUUAAACAAACAUUGUUUCAUUCUAAACUCUGCCUUAAUUGUACCAGUCCCUGUCACAGCCAUGGGGUCUUCUCUCACACCACCCAAGCAAGGCUGAACAGAUGUCACGAUCGUCAAAGGGAGAGAGAUUGGACCAAGGCGCAG